Molecule: messenger RNA, 742 nt
Organism: Zea mays
Lineage: Eukaryota; Viridiplantae; Streptophyta; Magnoliopsida; Poales; Poaceae
Molecular function (GO): cyclin-dependent protein serine/threonine kinase regulator activity
Source: RefSeq, marked provisional
AGGAGAUACUAUAAGGUACGUCCCGACGCCCGUUGCCUUCUCACCCCAAAUCCUCCAAUUUCUUGUCUUCUCCGCGAAAUGUUCCUCUGUCUGUCGUGUCUUUGUUCUGGUCGUUUCCCGAUUCGGUAGUUGGCUUGGGGAUUUCACUGCAAGUUUGGGGAUUUUCUGUAGGAAAGUUGAUCGAGAAGUCUUGGUAGACAUGGAGCAGAUCCAGUACUCCGAGAAGUACUACGACGACACCUAUGAAUACAGGCACGUCGUCCUCCCGCCCGAGGUCGCCAAGCUCCUCCCCAGGAACAUCCUUCUCUCCGAGAAGCAGUGGCGGUUGGUGGGUGUGCAGCAGAGCCGCGGGUGGGUGCACUACGCGAUCCACCGGCCGGAGCCGCACAUCAUGCUGUUCCGCCGCCCGAUCAACUACCAGCAGCAGCAGGAGGAAGCGGCUGCCGCGCAUGUGCUGCCCAAGUGAAGCCUCUGCUGGCGACCAGGAAUGUUAAAAACCCCUAGCCCUCUUUUCAUCUCUAAAAGGGGCGUAGCUGUUGUGUUGAUUAAUCCCUCUGGCUGUUAGUUGGAAACUUGGGAUCUAGUUGGGUCGACUUGGUGUGUGCGUGGCGAUCUGUUUGUGCUGACAUUUAAUCUGUGCGAUGUGAUCUUUGUGAUUGUGAUUCUGGUUAGUAGCGCUGGAAUCAGGUUUAAUCUGUUCUAUGUGAGAUUAAAAUUGUCACCAUGCAUUUCAAAGUUCAAA